GGCGGGCGGUGGACUCGCUGCUCCCGGCGGGCCCGGCCCGGGCUGGCGGGGGGGGACGCGGCGCUGGCGGGGCCCGACCCGCACCCGGUCCCCGAGCCCGAGCCCGGACCCGGCGGGCCGGGCAGGGGACGGGCCGGGACGGGCCGGGUCGGGGACCGGUCGGCAGGCAGGCAGGCAGGCAGCGGGGGCCCGGGCCUCAGCUCCCGGACGGCGGAGCCGGGCAGCGCCUCAGGUGGAAGAUGGGACCGUUUCCCUUGUGUUUUAGGUGACUCUGACACCUGGUUACCAUGAAUUCCCGAGGGAGAUAGAGGGACAGUAGUGGGAAUUUCUUCCCGCUCCUCCAAAAAAAUCCAACAAUUGCCUAAUGGGAUUGCCUCUUAGGCUGACGUCAUGGGGAGCUGCUGCAGUUGUCUGUGCAGAGACAGCAUCCCAGACAACCAUCCCACCAAAUUUAAGGUAACGAACGUGGAUGAUGAAGGUAACGAGCUGGGAUCUGGGAUUAUGGAGCUGACACAGACGGAGCUCAUCUUGCACACUCACAAGCGAGAUGCUGUCAGGUGGCCCUACCUCUGCUUGCGCCGCUAUGGCUAUGACUCUAACCUCUUCUCCUUCGAGAGCGGUCGUCGCUGCCAGACAGGGCAGGGGAUUUUUGCCUUCAAGUGUUCCAGAGCAGAGGAGAUCUUUAAUCUGCUUCAGGACCUGAUGCAGUGUAACAGUAUCAACGUAGUGGAAGAGCCUGUUGUCAUCACCAGGAACAGUCACCCCACAGAGCGGGAGCUCUCCCGGACCCCCCAGGCACCCAACAGUCUGGGGUACACUGUCCCAGGAUUUCCCAAUGGAUUUCACAGCUUCCCUGGAGAAACCCUAUCAUACUCCGCAGUCCGCCACCCCUCUGUGAGCAGCCUGAGGCAUUCCUCUGUGGGUGAAGACUCUACUCAUGCCCUUAUUGGGCCUGAUGAUCAGUCCCACACCUACGUCAACACGGCCAAUGGUGAUCAGGAGCUGAGGGGCCGACAUUGUAUGCACUCCUUGCCUGAAGUCCACCCUCCUUUCCCCCAUAGGAACCGCAGCUGCUCCCUCGAAGACCGCAAUCCCCAGGUCUUUCUGCAGCCGGGGGAGGUUAAGUUCGUGUUAGGUCCCACGCCAACUACAGACGCGUCUGUCGGCACCACCGGGAGUGCAGGACGCACUUCUGCCCCCCCCCCCAACAACAACAACAACGAGUGUGAGGAGGAGUGCCCUUCACCCCAGUGCGUCUACGAGAAUGUCAACGGCUUGCUGCCCCCAAGCACCACCUCCUCUCUCUGCCGAGGCGGGCGCUUGAAACUCACCCGGGAGGACACGGGCUUACCUGGCUGCUCCCAUCGCAGAACGGCGUUGCUGCACUAUGAGAACUUGCCGUCGCUGCCCCCAGUGUGGGAGUGCCAGCCGCUCCGGCGGGGCGAGGAGGAUGUGGGUGCCGGGGACAUGCUGACGCCUUCCCCCAAUGGCUGCUCUGAGGCUGGUGAAGAAGAUCCCCUGCAGAACUACAUGAACUCGGAGAACACCGCACUGCAUGGGGACAGUGGCCAACGGCGCAGCGGCUUCCUGCCAAAGCCUCGUCGCGGCUGCGUGCCCAGCGUCUUCAGCUUCGACUUCCCCCGGCCCUGUCCAGAGCAGCCGCGGCAACUCAACUACAUCCAGGUGGAGCUGGAGGCUGAGCCACGCAAGGGACAUCAGAACCCACCGGUCCCCCGUGUCCCACCUCCUGCCACCCACGAAGCCCGCCGGACGGACUCCUACGCGGUCAUUGACCUAAAAAAGACAGCGGCCAUGUCCAGUUUGCAAAGGGCCCUGCCGAGAGAUGAUGGGACUUCGCGGAAAACUCGACAUAACAGCACUGACCUGCCUCUGUAAGGGGGAACGCCAAGUGCAAGCACUGUGUCGUGGCUUUGGUACCUGCCCUUCAGUGUAUUGCCCGGUGUGACUUCCAUUCGCCAUAGCCUUCUGCUUCCCUGUUUACCCCAUUACCUGGUGUCAUGGGAUGGCUCCUACAGCUGAUGUUAAGGCUAGUCUGUCUGUCCGUCUUCCCCUCUCCGUCUCUCCCGUGUAGUUUGUUUUUAAAGCCUUAUGGGAUAUUUGAUGACACUGUUUGAAGGUUAAAUUUCUGGCGAGAGGGGCAGAAGGUGCCAGCAACAGUACCGGCACUGUGUGGAUACAGCCUCGAAUUGGGUUAGCUCUACUGAUUGCCUAGCAGCUCCACGAGCAGUGCCAACAGCCUGGCUGCAGAGGCAGGGCAGUAGCAUGGUGGAGGCGUGUUUCCAAAAGCACGUUGCUUUAGGAGCUCCACUGCAAAUCCAGCCUGUUUCCCGAGGAUUUCAUGCCUUGCGACUCCAGGCAAGCUCUGCAGCUGGGCCAUUCCAAAGUCGGUUUUGCCUUGGGGUUUCGCUGAUCCCUGAUGACUUGGGAACUCAUGCUGCGGUCUUUUCCCCCUCAACUCGCUCCUUUCUCCUAUUUUUUUGAAGCUUGUAGAAGCCUUUUAUACUUCUGUCCCUUUCUGAGAUUCAGUUUAAAUUGGGCAACUCUAGAAAUUAAUAGAAGAGGACAGACAGCCAUGGGCACAGACACUGUGAUCACAUAAACCUGAUUUCCUGAGGAGACCCUGCUUUAAAAGGGGAGGGGAAGACCGCAAUUAUGAGAGAGAUUUGAGGCUUGGUAUAGAAAACUUCAAUUGUGCCAUACUCUGUUUUGUUUUUUAAGGGUUCUUUUUGGUGGCCGUUCAGAAGUGUUGUUGAUUUAUUUAUUUGUUUACUUAUUUAUUUAUUAAAUGUUCUUUUGCAUCCCAGUGGUAAUUGCCAAAACCGGUGCCAGUAUGAAACAUGUAUUCGCUAUGGCUCACUCCUGUCUGGGGAACAGAUCUCAGAAGAGGUUGAUGGCUUUGCUGAGCUGCAGUUGGGGAAAAGAGCAGCUGUGAAUCAAAAUUUUUUUUAACUGGGACUGACUGUCACAGGGUGGGUGGGAAAUGGUACGGGAGACGUGGGAGUGUGAGCAGAGCUGCCAGGCAGCUGAGCUUGGAGUUGUAUCAAAGUCGCUGCCUACACCCACAUGCCUGGCUGGGUCCAUGAGAAAUAUUUGAUCGGUGUUUUGAGUGAAUGUGCAGUUUGUUUCCUUCAACUACGGACUUGGAAGGGCUAAAUUUUGGCUCUUGGGUAAAUUUGUGGCCUUUGAUGUGGAUUUUUCUCUUCAUACCAGGGCUGAGUCUAAGCUGAGCUGUCGGGUCUCUGUGUGAGGUCCUGUGUAGGGUCUGUGCUCCUCUCCCAUCGCAGGAUGUUCCACCACCCCUCUCCGCAUGGUGACACACUGCAGCUUAAUCCCUCCCUGGAUUACUCUUUGCCUUUAUAAGCUGUUUCCAUGAGACAGAAGUGCCCUGGGUUACUCUGGAGUCCCACCUUUCUGCUGUCUGUAUUCUUCAUCUUCCUCCCUGGGAUAGGAGUUGAGAGAUCCAGUGCUGCGAGGUGUCCUGCUGCCAGCAGAAACAUUGCCAAACCUUGCUGUGUUCUCCUUGUCCGUAACGUUUUCCGAUAUGGAAGUCAGUGAGCCUCCAGUGUGAAAGAGGAGGGAACUCGAUCAUCCAGCUGCAGCCUGCUUUUGAGGUCCAGAAACUUGAUUUCCAGAUUUUUGAAGUUCAACCUUUUUGGUUUUGGUGCUGUAAUGUCAUACUGAAAUGUGACCCUUUUGGGAGCAAGGACAUGUGCCAUGCAGUUCAGAAAAAGUGAUAAAAGUAUGAGUAAUGCCAUGCCUGUGUCGGCAGAACAUGGAUUUCUUGGCUUGCCGUUGCACUGUAAACUCAAAGUGCACCACAUGCUUAAAUUAACUGUUUUUUCUUUUUUUUUGGAAGUCCUUGUGCUUGUCUUCCAUUCUUUUCUCCACCCCAACCCUUGUGUGAUCUAUAACGGAAAGGAAACCCAAAUAAUAUAUUUUUAUAUGUGUACCAAAUGACUUUAUUUGAAGGAAAAAAAAAAAAAAAAAAAGACAAGUAAUGUAUCCCCCUAAAUCUAGCUUUCUUUUAGGGAAGUGAGGGAAGAAAUUGUUUAUAUAUAUAGUAAAAAAAAGUUAACUGCGUUAAGCUUUAAAUUAUUUAAAUAAAGAGUUUCUAAGCUGUAAGUGUCACCCUCUGGGACAGCACUAGCAGCUCCCACAUGGCAGCACAGGGCAGUGCUCUGGGAGCCUCUGUAUGAAUCUGCCUUUCCACCGCCUGAGCUGAGAAAUGCAAAAUAUUUAUUCCCCUCUUCCCUCCAGAAAGGGAAAAAAGGAUGAAAUGUUUUACAUUUACAUGAAGGAAGAGGUGAGGGCCUUUUCCCACCCUCACGGGAGUUUGCAGGUUGGUUAAAUGCAAGGGAAGAUGCUGUUGGGUGGCAGCUUGUGUCUUGGGAGAAAGCAGGUGAGGCCUGGGGCUGCUUCUUGGGUGCUCCCUGUGGCCACCGGCCUGGCUGCCUGUCUCCGAUGGGUGGGAUGAGGCUGGUGUGAGGGUCUGUAGAUACUGUGAGCUCCAGGGAUCAGGGAAAGCACACCGGUGCUGGUGGUUCCUCAGAAAGGGUGGGCUCCCAGCGAGCCUUGGCUGCAGUCCCAUUUAGGUGGCUCUAAAUGAGCUUUGCUUUCGGAAAGCUGGCUUUGACCUUUUGAACUGCUGACUUUCACGUCCUCCAGACAAACUGGGUUGUCCAGCUUGUGCCUCCCUUUCCUCUUUGGCGAAUCUGAUGCUCCCCUACCUCCCAAGGACACUGAAAGCAGCAGUGACAAGGAGACCGCUGUGCCAUAGCUGUGUGCUUGCAUAGCAAAUACAUUAUUGCUGUUCCCCGACAGCAUCCCUUAACCUGUUUAUAGCGGAGGAUGAUGCAUCUAUUCAAAGCAGCAGCAUUUCCUUGACCUUAAAGAUGAGAAAACAUAGAGCUGAUGCUGGCUGCAUCUGCUGCUUUCAGUGCACGGCGAUCUGGCGGGUGCCUUGCUGCACCAUCCUUUGCUUUACGUCCCGUUGUGUCCUCCCUGGUGGCUGCGGGUCGGGGAGCAGCACUGCUGGCUCAGCAGGCUUUGCUCGGGUGGCAUCGCAAGCUCCCCAGAAAGCUUUGGGAAUGAAAAGCCGGUCACAGCUCUUUGUUUGCAGAGGGUUUGUUUAAUGUUCAAGCAAUGAAAUGGGAAACGCCGUGCAGGCAACCAGGAAACCAGUUGUCAUUUAUGGCUUUCAGGGUGCUCAUUGGGUUCACGUCCCAGUGAUUUUCUUGGGUUUUUUGCUUUUCUGGAAAACUUCCCAAGAGUCUGCAUUAAGCAGCUAGAACCCUUUGAGAACUUCUUUAUAUUCAAUUUUUCAGGUGGUGUGAAAGCGCAAGGAGAGAUCAGAGUCGUGUUUGAAUGCUGAGGUGGUAGUUCUUGGGGCAGUGGGAGCAGAAAUGUCACCAUUUCGGCUUUCUCCCUGUGUUACAGCCCGAGCGGUGCUCGCCAGUGUCGCAGCUUCCUCUAGUGGCCACGCUUGAAAUGGUUUCGGAGGAGAAACCAGUAUUGGGUUGAAAGGCGAGGAGGACAUCCGAGUUGGUGUUUUCUCAUUCCUUCAGUUCUUUGAUUUGGGUGAUGGGCAGGAGGGAUCCCUUCUGAUAGCUCUCUGGAGUCUUUCCUUGGUACUGUUUUCUUUUGGUUGAAAAUUUUAUUUAUGCAGUUUGUUGUAUUUUUACGGCACCUUGUAAAGAAGGAUCUUACAGAUUUUGCUUUGAGCCUUACAUGCAAGUUUGCUGGACUUUUCCAAUGGAUGCAUACUAAUAUACAUGUGCAUGCUUACUUGGAUGGGAAACUAAACCAGGGAUACGGAAUGACUCCUCCUAUCCCCUCAACCAUGGAAUAUCCCCCAAAGCAAAGACCACCUCCACAGAGCAGGAUACCCCACCCUUUGUGGCUGCAUCCAUAAAUCUGGUUUUGAGUUAAGAAGGAUUCAUCCAGGGUUCUGUGCAUCCAACUGAUGCCACACAGGUGACCAGGAGGAAACAAAUGAGCACGUGUACAUCUGAAACCUGCCCUGGAGUUAGUCCCUGAAGCUGAGUUGAAGCUGUGAGAUCUCUUGCUCUCCCAAGCUUACUUCUGCAAGGCAGAUGGUUUGCCUCCACGUUUUGUCUGUGAAUUGGUAACUUGGACAAAGGAGCUGUGUUCAGUCAACUAUUGCGUUUGCUGAGACUUUGUUUGGUUCUGAAAAAAGGGUUUAGGCAGCAAAAUGAAGCUGGUCUGGGUAAUGGCUAGGACCUGGCAGCACGAGCUCAGCUGUUGGUUCACGUACUUGGCUGUGGAGCAGGUUUGUGUAGCCCCCACUGGGGACUGUAUCGCAUCUUCGCUGGUCUCCUUCCUCUGCUCGUGCGAUUGAAGUUCAAGGGAUGACUUGGUAAGCAGCCAUGUGCUAUGCAGAGAGAAUUUGACUGUCUUAACCUUUUUAAGUGGUUCUUGUUUGAGUUUUGAGUUAAUCAAUCAGACUUCUUCCCCUGAUAUUUCUUCCCUGGUGAAUGCAUAAAUGGAUCUUUAACCCUUCGCUUUCCCAAGAACCUGUUGGUAGGAAUAUAGCUUCUCCUGGCACUUAGUUGUCUUUUAUCGUGGGAGGGUUAUUUGAUUUGUUUUUUCUUUUAACCCAUUUUAUGUGCCUGCUUUUCCCUCAGAGAGGGAGGUUGGAAUAUCUGUGACCUGUACCUGCCUUGCAGGGAGAGGAUGGCAGAGAGGCUGGAUUGUGAGGGUUAAAGGAUCAAUAUUUCUGUAAAGAGACUCGAAUGUGUUAGUUACUACCGAAGUAUUGUUAUUUUUAUUACCUAAGCCAUGCUGUUCACUGGGAGAAAAAAACAAACCAGAGCUUGGUAUUACAGCUCUCUGUUCUCUUGGCCAUUUUCUCCUGAAGUCUUUCCUCUGUCUCUCCAUGUGACGCUGCUCAGCCCUCUUGGGUGGUAUCUUGACUGUGAAGUAUCAUUAAUGAAUGAUCGUUAAUGAACGCAUUGCCUAAAUUCAGCUUCUGGGAGGGCUGCCAUCAGUCUUUCUGGGAAGUUUGUCUUUCUCCCAAACUUGGCUCAUCUUGAAAUGCCGCACACAGGUAGCAGAACAGGUUUAGAUUCCUGUUACCGAAGAGGACCAAAGGUGAAUACAUUAGUGGAAAUCCUGAGAGCUUUGAAGUUUGCAAUUACAGGCCAGGGUAUGGAAAAGGCUAAUUGUAAAGAAGGGAUCUAAUUUGUUUUUCUUCCAUAAGUGAAUGUGAUUUUACAGUUGAAAGGCCCAGAUGCAUCUGUGUUGUCUCAAGCUUUCCUCCCAUGCGAUUCUCCUUGUUGUUACUUGUACUGGUGUCUUUGAUACUGAACAUUUCUGAUAUGGCAGAAAAACAAAGGUGCUUCGGGGCUCUGGCCACCGGGGAUUCAGUUGCUCUGACCAGAGGGGUUGAUCUUGCUGUGUAAUUGCUUCUUCAGGUUAUUUCUAUGGAUAUCCAUUCAGUCCUUCUUUAUAUCUCAUCCAGGUGUAACCUUACAGGUGAAGAACAACAGCAGUGCGAUGUGACCUGAGGAGUGCUCAUGUCUUACAUUAAUGUGCACUACGAAUGUAUACAGAAUAAAUGGAAUAUGAUGAUUA
Messenger RNA from Aquila chrysaetos chrysaetos, 7614 nucleotides. It is a transcript of the gene FRS3, whose product is annotated as fibroblast growth factor receptor substrate 3. Gene Ontology annotation, biological process: cell surface receptor protein tyrosine kinase signaling pathway. Lineage: Eukaryota; Metazoa; Chordata; Aves; Accipitriformes; Accipitridae. The record is from RefSeq and is a predicted model, not a curated record. Gene Ontology annotation, cellular component: cytoplasm.